AUGGCCACGGUCAUCCCCGGCCCCCUGAGCCUAGGCGAGGACUUCUACCGCGAGGCCAUCGAGCACUGCCGCAGCUACAACGCGCGCCUGUGCGCCGAGCGCAGCCUGCGCCUGCCGUUCCUCGACUCGCAGACCGGCGUGGCCCAGAACAACUGCUACAUCUGGAUGGAGAAGACGCACCGCGGGCCUGGUUUGGCCCCGGGACAGAUCUACACCUAUCCCGCCCGCUGUUGGAGGAAGAAGCGGAGACUCAACAUCCUGGAGGACCCCAGACUCCGGCCCUGCGAGUACAAGAUCGACUGUGAGGCACCCCUGAAGAAGGAGGGCGGCCUCCCGGAAGGGCCGGUCCUCGAGGCUCUACUGUGUGCUGAGACAGGGGAGAAGAAGAUUGAGCUGAAGGAGGAGGAGACCAUUAUGGACUGUCAGAAACAGCAGUUGCUAGAGUUUCCGCAUGAUCUCGAGGUGGAAGACUUGGAGGAUGACAUUCCCAGGAGGAAGAACAGGGCCAAAGGAAAGGCAUAUGGCAUCGGGGGUCUCCGGAAACGUCAAGACACCGCUUCCCUGGAGGACCGAGACAAGCCGUAUGUCUGUGAUAUCUGUGGGAAACGGUAUAAGAACCGGCCGGGCCUCAGCUACCACUACACCCACACCCACCUGGCCGAGGAGGAGGGCGAGGAGAACCCCGAACGCCACGCCCUGCCCUUCCACCGGAAAAACAACCAUAAACAGUUUUACAAAGAAUUGGCCUGGGUCCCUGAGGCACAAAGGAAACACACAGCCAAGAAGGCACCUGAUGGCACUGUCAUCCCCAAUGGCUACUGUGACUUCUGCCUGGGCGGCUCCAAGAAGACAGGGUGUCCUGAGGACCUCAUCUCCUGUGCAGACUGUGGGCGAUCAGGACACCCCUCGUGUUUACAGUUCACGGUGAACAUGACGGCAGCUGUGAGGACCUACCGCUGGCAGUGCAUCGAGUGCAAGUCCUGCAGCCUGUGUGGCACCUCAGAGAACGACGGUGCCAGCUGGGCGGGUCUCACCCCCCAGGACCAGCUGCUGUUUUGUGAUGACUGCGAUCGGGGUUACCACAUGUAUUGCCUGAGUCCUCCCAUGGCAGAGCCCCCAGAAGGGAGCUGGAGUUGUCACCUCUGCCUUCGGCAUCUGAAAGAAAAAGCCUCUGCCUACAUCACCCUCACCUAGGCCUGGCUCUGCCUCACCUGGACCUUGAGGGUGCUGCUUGCCAACCUGCCUGAGCUC
Cynocephalus volans (Philippine flying lemur) is the source of this 1251-nucleotide messenger RNA. It is a transcript of the gene DPF1, whose product is annotated as double PHD fingers 1. The transcript has 12 exons. Gene Ontology annotation, cellular component: MLL3/4 complex. Gene Ontology annotation, biological process: positive regulation of transcription by RNA polymerase II. Lineage: Eukaryota; Metazoa; Chordata; Mammalia; Dermoptera; Cynocephalidae. The record is from RefSeq and is a predicted model, not a curated record. Bases 1 to 1194 code for a protein of 397 amino acids. Gene Ontology annotation, molecular function: transcription coactivator activity; histone binding; histone H3K4 methyltransferase activity.